Acipenser ruthenus (sterlet) is the source of this 2449-nucleotide messenger RNA. RefSeq names its product WD repeat-containing protein 54-like. Gene Ontology annotation, biological process: sperm axoneme assembly; cilium assembly; cilium-dependent cell motility. The record is from RefSeq and is a predicted model, not a curated record. The transcript has 10 exons. Gene Ontology annotation, molecular function: protein binding. The coding region runs from base 204 to 1220 and encodes 338 amino acids. Lineage: Eukaryota; Metazoa; Chordata; Actinopteri; Acipenseriformes; Acipenseridae.
ACUAUGGCUGCAGACGAUGCCGAAUGUAUUUCAGCAGCAGAUGAAGAAAGAAAACAACAUACUUAAACACACGCAAUUACAGAAACAGCAAUUACUAUCGCAGUAAAAGACACAGCUGAUUGAUUUACAGAAAGCUGUUUGUGUUGUUAUAUUGAUUAGGUAACCUGUCGAGGAAAGCAUCAGUAUAGGCUGCUGGUAAAAGGAUGUAUCGCAGGGAGAAGAGCAUACAGAUCAAGAGCAGCGCCUCGGCGCUCUACAACAACCUGAGCGUGCUGCCCAUCGCAGAGAAGUGCCUCACCUACUUCACAGUGGUGCACUGCAAUGUGGUGAACAUGGUGAGCGCCUCGGGGGACGGACUCAACUUCUCACACCGCCAGCUGCAGUCCAAGGAGGGCAGCAUCGCCGCCAGCUCCUCCCUCAUCAUACAGGCGUCCUGGUGUGUGCUGCCAUCUCGAGUUCUGCUGGUUCUCACGUCACAGAAGGGAAUCCAGAUGUACGAGUCGGAUGGCUCCAUCAUGGUGUACUGGCAUGCCCUGGACAUCCCUGAGACCCCUUCAGACGAGGCAGUGUUUGCUCGUGGAAUUGCUGCAGCCACUACGCUCGGACACUACAUCUGUGUGGGCACCUCCUCUGGCUCUGUCCUGGUGUUUAAAAUACCGGACAAGGGGGCCAACAUCAUCCUAUCCGAAGUGCUGGAGGAGCACUGGGAUCCCAUCACAGACAUCGCCACAGAGACCUCCAGCAGCAAGGAAUAUAUUGCUGAUAUAGUCAGUGCAGACGACUCCGGCUUGCUUUGUAUCUGGAAAGCAGGAAAAGAUUUUAAACUGCUGAAGAAGAUCCCUGCUUAUGGGUGCUCCUGCUCCUCGGUAAAGCUGUGGUGUGGGAUUGUUAUCGCGGGGUACGGCAGUGGGCAGAUCCGGCUCUACGAUGCCCUGUCAGGCGUGGUGCACGCGGAGGUGAACGCACACGCGCGCUGGAUCUACGCACUGGAUAUCGCACCGGACUCAGGCAAGCUGCUGUCCGGAGCAGAGGACUCGCUGGUACGAAUCUGGAAGCUGAGCAAGUCCCCUGAGUCUCACACUGUCGAGAUCGAGCACCAGCACACUGAGUGCGUCACCGACGUCCAGAUCUGUGGAGCAAAGUUCUGUGACCCUGAGGGGAGCGCCUUCGCUGUCACCGGAUACGACCUGAGCGAGAUCAUCCGCUACACUGUGGUGUAGGGCCUGGGAGUGAGGAAGGAGCACGAACCCACAACACACAGAUCAUCUGCUACCGCCACAUUGUGUGUGUGUGUGUGGGGGGGUUCAUUUAUAUUGCUUAUGGGGUCAAAAAAGUUGGGAAGACCUGACAAAACCUACCUUAUGAGGACAUUGUACAUGCCCAUAUAAUGUAAACAUAACCAUCUAAUAUAUAUAUAUAUAUAUAAUUUAGCUCAAAGAGCCAGCUGCCCAACGUUUCGAUAUGUUGUACAUAUCUUUAUCAAGGGAACAUUUGUUUGAAUCAAAACAUUGGAGGUAUUUAUAGGUUUUUGACGGCAUGACAACUGUUUGUUAUUGUUUAUAUUCAAAUCCAUGAUUUUUUCUUGCAUGAUGUAAUGGUGUUCUAUAUAUUGUGACAUCAUUUUUACUUUAUCUUAUAAAUCUGUGUUAAUUCUAAUUAACAUUAUUUUAUAUAAACUUAUAUUUAUAUUAUCAUGCAAUGCUGGCUCAGAGGAUCAGCCUUGAUUUGGCCUCCCCAGCGCAUCAGCAUGCAUAACUUUAGAAUGAAUUUGGUUUAUUUAUUUAUUUAAAUGUUAUGUAUUUAUUGGAGUUAAUUGGUUCAUUCUUUUUUUUUUUUUGAGUCCCGUUGGCAUAAUUGUGUUCAGUCUAUUUAUCCAUUUACUUUCUUUUAUUCUUCUAUGUGUUGCAUUGUCUAAUUUUAGCUGUUCUAAUACUACAAACUUUACAUAAUUUAUGUCAUGUCCAUAUAUAGGUCCAAAGUCUUGGUGAUGUUGCCCUUUGCAGCGAUAACUGAAAUGUUAGGAAUGUUUUCUGUGUGUCUUUGACUUGCUACCACAGACAACAUGUCUGGCCAGAAAACAGCUGCUGCAAAAUUAGCUUGACCAGUAGAGGGCAGUUUUGUGUCACCUUUUACUACCCUGUACACCAGAUACAUAUUUAACUUUGUAACUAUAAGGGACCGUUUUAGAUGUUCACUGUAGAUUUUAAAUGCAAAGGCGAUUGUGGAUGUUGAAUGACAAUGUGCUAUUUUACUGUGCAGAGAACACCUAUGUAUUUACUGUAGGGAUCUGUUUAAUAAACUAUUAUUAGUAAUCACUGUUUUCCAAACUGGAAGUUUGAUUGUGUUCCUGGUAUUUGAUGUAUUGUAUUGUUCUUGCAGGUACAUGAUGGAAACCCCUGUUCAACAUGGGAAGUGUACAGUUACAAUACAGUGAGCUUUCACAAAUGCA